AUGUCAUCUAGAUCUCCUCCUCCCUCAGAUGUUGAUCCGUCUAACUCUAAUCAGAUGUUGAAUGCGGUGCUUCAAACAUUGCAACGGCAGAAUGCUUCAUUGGUUCAGCAGAACACUAUUGCAUUACAAAAUUUGGAAGCUGCUAGAUUAUCGGCUGAGAAUGCUAGAGUAUCAUCUGAAAAUACUCAAAGGCAGUUCAUGGAUGUGUUGACUAAUGCUAGGACUCCUCCAAGUGUUUCUUCCAUGGUUAUUCCUACGCAAGAAUGGAGUUUGGAAAGCUUUCUCCAACAUCAUCCAGCCCGAUUCACUGGAAAAUGUAGCCCUGACGAAGCUGAUCAUUGGUUUAGGGACAUGGAAAGAAUCUAUGAGGCUAAAGGGUGUCCUGAUGAGAAGAAACUGGCCUACACCCAGUAUCUAUUGGUCGGGGAAGCUGGCCACUGGUGGAGCAGCAUGAGGAUGAUAUUGGAAAGGAGUGAGAUUCCUAUUACUUGGGAGCUAUUUAGGGUUAAGUUCUACACUGAGUAUUUCCCUGACAGUGUCAGAUAUGCCAAAGAAGUGGAAUUUCUGGAGCUAGUACAGGGCAACAAAACAGUAUCAGAUUAUGCUGAUCGUUUCAAACAUCUGCUCCGCUUCAACACUAUGGCGGUAGACGAAGAGUGGCAAUGUAGGAAAUUCGAAAACGGCUUGAGAGGUGAUAUCAAGCUACUUGUGAAGGGGUUACGCAUCAGAGAAUUUCCUGCUCUGGUGGAGAUGGCUCGUGACAUGGAGAAGACUAAGAAGGAAUCCGAGGGACCUCAGAAACAACAGAGCCAACCACUGAGGGUUGGUGGGCCUAUGAUAUCUAGGGGAGGCUCCAUUUCUAGGAGUACCCCUUUCUCUAGACCUAUUUCCUCUGGGUCUAGGGGUUCUUCCUCUCAAUUAUCAGGGCAAUCCAGUUUUGCUAGCCCCUUGAGAUGCUACAGGUGUGGUGGACCCCAUCUACAGUCUGUUUGCCCUCAGAUGAGCGGUUAUCGGAGGUGUAACAUCUGUAGAGGUGAGGGUCAUUAUGCUAGAGAUUGUCCUACCGUCAAGAGGACUGGACCACAGAUACACCGUGCUGAGAGAUCUGUUCAGAGGGGUGGUGCCAGACCACAGGCCACGGGGCGAGUUUAUGCUUUGACCGGGGCUGAGGCAGCCAACGCAGGUAACCUGAUUGUCAGUAGUUGUUUAUUAUUUGAAAAUUCUUGUGUGGCAUUGUUUGACUCGGGGGCGACGCAUUCUUUUGUGUCCGAGGUGUGUGUUGAGAGAUUGGGUUUAAUUGUGGGGGAACUUUCGUGUGAUCUGGUGGUGUCCACACCAGCAGCAGGGUUAAUUAGGACAUCUAAAGUGUGCUCCAGAUGUCCUAUUGUAGUAGAGGGACGAAGGUUCAAAGCAAAUCUUAUUUGUUUACCUUUGCAAGGGCUAGAAGUAAUUUUGGGUAUGGAUUGGCUAUGUUCCAAUCGCAUACUUAUCGACUGUGGUAACAAGCAGUUGAUAUUUCCUAGUAAAAAUGAAGAUAUGUCUCUGUCGUUAGGCGUGCUGAAGCAAGAUAUCAGGAAAGGUGCUUGUUGUUUCUUGGUUAUGACGCAUAUGGACGCAACUCAGGAGUCAGAUCAUUUGUCUCAAAAGAAUCAGAGUGUAGACUUCUUAGUGGUAAACGACUUCUUGGAUGUUUUUCCGGAAGAAGUUCCUGGUUUACCUCCUCCGCGAGAAGUGGAGUUUUCUAUUGAUCUGGUCUCAGGAGCAGGGCCAGUAUCUAUAGCCCCUUAUCGGAUGGCUCCAGCUGAAUUGGCUGAGUUGAAGAAGCAGAUUGAAGAGCUGUUAGAGAAACAGUUUAUCCGACCAAGUGCUUCACCGUGGGGUGCGCCUGUGUUGUUAGUGAAGAAGAAGGAUGGUAGCUCCAGGCUGUGUAUUGAUUACAGGCAAUUGAAUAAGUUGACAAUCAAGAAUAAGUAUCCGUUGCCGAGGAUAGAUGAUUUGAUGGAUCAGUUAUAUGGGGCUACAGUAUUCUCUAAGAUCGAUCUUAGGUCCGGCUAUCAUCAAAUCUUGGUGAAAACAGAUGAUGUGCAGAAGACAGCGUUCAGAUCUAGAUAUGGCCAUUAUGAGUACGUAGUUAUGCCUUUUGGUGUGACUAAUGCUCCUGCCAUUUUCAUGGACUACAUGAACAGGAUUUUCAGACCGUUCUUAGACAAGUUCGUUAUUGUCUUUAUAGAUGACAUACUUGUUUAUUCUAAGACUCGAGAAGAGCAUGAAGAUCACCUUAGAUUGGGGAAACUUGCCCCUGCACCUCCGCCACGAUUUUGCUCUUCUAUCUUACAUCGUCAUGAGCCAAGAAUGCGAGAAUGGAGUUUCUGUUGUGUUUUUGGAUUUACAGGUCUGUUGCAGGUGAUGGCGCCUCUGGAUGACAGCGAUGACGCGAGAGAGGAUGUCGCGGCUUGCAAGGAUUUUGCGCAUUGA
Messenger RNA from Vigna angularis (adzuki bean), 2475 nucleotides. RefSeq lists its product as uncharacterized. NCBI's taxonomy places the organism in Eukaryota, Viridiplantae, Streptophyta, Magnoliopsida, Fabales, Fabaceae. Gene Ontology annotation, molecular function: zinc ion binding; nucleic acid binding. Bases 1 to 2475 code for a protein of 824 amino acids. The transcript has 2 exons. The record is from RefSeq and is a predicted model, not a curated record.